AUGGCCCACCGCGCAAGAACGACCGCCCGUCUUUCCACCCCUACCUUCCGACGCUCCGGCGACGGCUUCCCGUGCCCGAACACGGAAAGGCGGAAGAUGGUACGCGCGCGAAACGCGCUUAUUCCCCCCCAAUCUUCCGCUUCUCCAUGGCAGAACUCGGCAGUCUACCUUUCCCUCCUCCCCUCCAAUCUCCUUCUCCUCUAUUCUAGCUUACUUAUCAUCAAAGGUUUUGAAGUCUGUGCGCUUUUCUUACCCUCCGUCUUCCGGCUGUUCCUCAUCCACCUCCAGUUGUUUGGUCUCGUCCUCUCCUUCGAUUUUAUCGCCUCCACGAGACGAAUAUUGCUACUAGCGAGUCCCCGUCCUGGCCCUUCUACCUCCGCGUUGCUGAUCCCUUCGCAGCUUCCUUCCUUCUCCCACCACCACCACCACAGCAAGUCAUUGGCACGCACGCGCACCAUCAAUCGACACCAAACGCACUCUCGUGCGUGCUACGCUGUACACGAUCGUUGGGCUGGCCUCGAUGAUGGCGCUCCUCGUCGUCCUCGUUCGGCCCCAACGAUUUCCUCCCCGCCCUCGGUGAUGAUGACCUCACCUGCCUCACGCUGCUUGCUCGGCGACGACGUGCAAGCCCUCGUCGCCGUCUUCGACCUGCUCAAAAGCAGAUUUGCCGCGGGCGUCAUCCACGCUUCCUCAUCGAGUGCGGGGAAGAGUGAUGCGAAAGGGGGUGGGGGCCCAUCCCCUCCCUUCCCCCUUGUCGAACCGGGGCAGGGGGAGCUAUCCCCCAUCGCGUUCAGACGAUUUUUCUCGACCCCCCUAACCGCCGGAGGCCUGUGUGCGCCCCCUCGGCGAGUUGGUGCGAUGAAGGAGGGGGUCCUCCCACCCCACCCCCUCCGUGAGCCCCUCCCCCUCGUCUUGGCGUCGCCCGUGAGGGUCACGGGGAGGUUGCGAAGGGGUUACGCACCCCCUUUCUGCGUCGAGGAAGGCUCGAAGACGAGGGGAGGCGCGUUGCCCCCCUUCGUCCUGCGCCGCCCCCCUCGGCGAGUUGAUGCGAAGGGGGAGGGGGUCCUCCCUCCCCCCUCUCCAAUCUCGCAAGCCUACCUACCCUCCCCUUCCCUUUGUCUCGCCGCGACGACGUCGAGGGGCGUGCACCCCUCGCUUACGUCCAUAAAGGACUUGAAGGGGGGAGGGGAGGGGAGGAGUAUCGCACCCCCUCGUCGUGCACCACCGCUCCCUCCCGCCUCAUACGACGAGUUGAAGCGCGCUGACAACUUUUGUCGGGUUCUUUUCGUCUGGAGGCAUGCCUCGUGCCCUCGGCGAGCGAGUGCGACGAGGGUGAGCUGCCCUUCCCACCCCCACGCAUAUCCCCACCCCUCAACGCUACGAAGAUCUCCUGAUGAUAUUCCCUCCCCACCUCCCCCCUUCGCUAUCCACGAAGGUGGGGAACUCGGAUCGGGCGAGAGGGUGGCCCGAAGGCGCUGAGCGCACCUUCGCUGCGAGAAUCGAGGGGGAAGCAUAAGACGAGGGGAAGACUCGGGGUGUGGGAGGGAUCCCUUCCCCUUCGUUCUCGGGUGCACCCGCUCGAGGGUGGGGUCGCUUUUCCGGGUGCGUGGUGUGGGUAAGCACUCCCCUUCUUCGUGUAGCUACAGGUUCGAUGCUCGAGUAGACGAGGUGUCAGUAGAUACCAAAUUCAAGACGUCUUUGCCUCAUUUCUC
Molecule: messenger RNA, 1712 nt
Organism: Schizophyllum commune H4-8
Lineage: Eukaryota; Fungi; Basidiomycota; Agaricomycetes; Agaricales; Schizophyllaceae
Exons: 13
Coding region: 1-1479 (492 amino acids)
Source: RefSeq, a predicted model, not a curated record